AAGCAGUUGUGCGGAGGGUCGGCCGUUGUCCCUGACCUGAAGGAGCGGUUCCUGUGCAGCUUUUUGCUUAGCUUGUGAAAUCUGUUUAAAGCGGUAAUUCAUUCUUGCUCCGAUACCUAAAGCCUGACUGAAAGCCAAAAUACUGGCUUCUGGGUUCAGGACCUGACGCCAAACCAACCUGCCUACUUGGAGCUUCAGAGUCAUGGCUACCAAGGAGUCAAGAGAUGACAAAGCCGGGUCCGCCCUCUCCUCAUCAGCCAAUCAGAGCAAGCAAGUCGCUGAAAAACCCAACUACACGCUCAAAUUUACUCUCGUGGGACAUACGGAAGCAGUAUCAUCAGUGAAAUUUAGUCCUAAUGGAGAAUGGCUAGCAAGUUCUUCUGCUGAUAAAGUAAUUAUAAUUUGGGGAGCCUAUGAUGGAAAAUAUGAGAAAGCACUUAAAGGACACAGUCUGGAAAUAUCAGAUGUUGCCUGGUCAUCAGAUUCCGGGCGUCUUGUUUCUGCCUCAGAUGAUAAAACUCUAAAGAUUUGGGAUGUGAAAGCUGGAAAAUGUUUGAAAACGCUGAAAGGGCACAGUAAUUAUGUUUUUUGCUGUAAUUUCAACCCACCAUCCAACCUCAUCAUUUCAGGAUCUUUUGAUGAGAGCGUGAAAAUAUGGGAGGUGAAAACAGGAAGGUGCCUUAAGACUUUGUCUGCUCAUUCUGAUCCAGUUUCUGCUGUUCAUUUUAAUUGUAAGGGGUCCUUGAUAGUGUCAGGUAGCUAUGAUGGUGUCUGUCGAAUCUGGGAUGCUGCAUCAGGUCAGUGUUUAAAAACACUGGUUGAUGAUGAUAACCCUCCAAUCUCUUUUGUAAAAUUUUCUCCAAAUGGUAAAUAUAUUCUCAUUGCAACUUUGGACAAUACUCUUAAACUGUGGGAUUACAGCAGAGGCAGAUGCCUGAAGACAUACACUGGUCAUAAGAAUGAGAAAUACUGCAUAUUUGCCAAUUUUUCAGUCACUAGUGGAAAGUGGAUUGUGUCUGGUUCAGAGGAUAACCUGGUUUACAUUUGGAACCUUCAGACUAAAGAGAUUGUACAGAAAUUACAAGGUCAUACAGAUGUUGUGAUCUCAGCAGCUUGUCAUCCUACAGAAAACAUUAUUGCAUCAGCAGCAUUAGGAAAUGACAAAACAGUUAAACUGUGGAUGAGUAAAUACUAAACCCUAAUCAAGUAGUAGAGCUAAAUGGGGGGCGGGGGUAGGUAUUUUAAAACAUGGUUUCUGUCAGUUUUGGCAUUGUUUUGUAUUUCUGUUAACAUUGUCUUGGAGUAUAUGAUUUUAAGACCUAUAACCUCAAUUUACAAAGUAAGAGAGUUGGAAAAGCAAAUCUAGACCCCAGGGUUUCUGACAUUUAUUCUUGAAGUCUGUUAUUAAUCUCUUGUGUCUGUCCUGAACAGAUUCCCAUUCUGUUCCUGUCGGUGACUAUACUAGAGGAUCAGUAUAUUUGAUAAAUAUUUAGAUGUAAGGCUUACAAAACUGAUCAAAAGAAGGGAGCACAGGAGUUUGGAAUAACUCCAAGGCUUUUGCUUUGGGAGAUUAGAUGAGUAAGAAUAAGCCUGGGGAUGGUGUUUCUGUCAGAUGCCACUCACAAGCCUACAUGAUAGGCUGGGAAAUGGUUCUUGGAAUCAAGUUUGUAACUUGGGAAAAAUACGUAAUGGUUGUGUUUGUUUUGACAGUUUAAAAAUAUUAAGUUUUUAAAAUGAUAAAAAGUAAAAAUAAACCAGAACAAAAUUAUAAAGGCAUUUUACGGAAGGACCUCUAUCUUGUCAUACUGCCCUCUCCUGAUUCUCAGGGCAAGGAUGGAUUGUGAGGCUGCUGCCUUUCAUUAUGUCUGACCACUCACUCCUGCCCACACUUCCACCUCAGAAACACCACUUUGUGGAGCCCUAACUGCCUGCCUGAUUCCAGCCACAGCUGCCGGCUGAAUUAGAUUUUCUUGCUUCUUUCUAUAGUUUGUUAUAAAAUUCAAAACAUAUCACUUACCAGUUUGUGUUGUAGUGGUUUCAUGAGCCAUGUUUCUGGUAAAUUAUGAACUCUGUGGAGUCAAAUAUGUUUUAGGCAUCUUUGUAUUUUUAGUUUUUGUACACCGAAGGCACUCAAGUAAUGUUGGAUGAAUAACAUUGAAUUUACCACCAUCACAACUUCAUUCUUUGCCUGCUGUAACAAAUUUUUGGAAUCAUUCCUCAUACUGUUAUUUUUGUUGAUUAAAAGUAUCUAACCAUAGCCUCACAUAUUGACUUUAUUCAAACAGGGUUUAGAGGAAGUGUAAAGUGGAAAACAUUUUUGGCCCACUUUACAUAUAAAGAUAUGAUAAACAUGAAAAAAUUUUCUAGAAAUUAAGCAAAAAACAAAAUCAUUUAAUUGAAAGCAGGUAUUAAGGAAUACAAAAGAAGACAGUUUUGCCAUUGUUGCUUAUGAUAGUGCUCAUGAAAUCAGAUUUGCUUGGCAAGUUCUAAUGAGUAUAAGAUACUAGAGUUACUAGUAGGGUAUGACUGCCAAGAAGUUAAUAUGUGAGAGUACUGAAAGAAAUGGGUUAGAUGGGCAGGGCUGAUUCUGGUCCAGAAAUUUAUAUUUAACCCCAAAAGAGAGAGUCACUAUAAGUUAUUGAACAAGAGGAUUGACACAAAUUGAGAAUGAUUGUGUAAAUUCAUGCUGUGUGGUAGCAUUUAUGAGUUUUGACUUAAAUAUUUUAUUAAACGAAAUGUCCAAAAUA
Molecule: messenger RNA, 2747 nt
Organism: Phacochoerus africanus (Common warthog)
Lineage: Eukaryota; Metazoa; Chordata; Mammalia; Artiodactyla; Suidae
Gene: WDR5B
Product: WD repeat domain 5B
Exons: 2
Coding region: 203-1195 (330 amino acids)
Molecular function (GO): protein binding
Source: RefSeq, a predicted model, not a curated record